Molecule: messenger RNA, 2157 nt
Organism: Ruditapes philippinarum (Manila clam)
Lineage: Eukaryota; Metazoa; Mollusca; Bivalvia; Venerida; Veneridae
Exons: 10
Coding region: 598-2157 (519 amino acids)
Source: RefSeq, a predicted model, not a curated record
UUCAGUUUUGUCGAUCAAACCGAGACUGUAAUAUUUUUAAUUUUGAUGUUUUGAACAUUCUUUAAGGAUUCCAUACUUCUCUAUUUUAGCGUGUUUACCUAUUUAAAAAGUAAACUUUAGCGUGUAACCUUAUUAAUAAGUUUGAAUAAGAAGAGUUAAAAAUAUUUUCAUCACUUAAUAAAUAUUAACACAUAAAAAAGAACAACAAUAAUAAUAGCAUCAAUGCCCAAACAACUUUUACUAUAUUGCGGUAUCAAUGAAAGGUUAAAACUUGAUCCAACUUUAUCACGUUCAUCACAUAUAGUAAAUUGCCUGACUAACUUGAUCUUAUAAAAUUGAUUAAAUCAUUAUAUUGAGCACGUUCUACAGUUGUAUUAUUGAUGAUUUAUUCACAUACAGGUCAAGGAUACAUUUUACACAAGUUUCGUUAUAAAUCAAACAGUGAAAAUAUUUGUCAACUACAAUUUAUAAUCAUUUAGAUAGUAGGUUUUGAAAGUCUGUCACAUUUGAGAUUACUGUUAUCGUUUAAAUUGGUUAAACUUCCUCCUUUAUCAGAGUGUCUCCUGUUUUAUUUCACCAGUUUAAUAUUGGACAAUAAUGAAGGAUUAUUCAUUUUUGGUAUUUAUCGUGUUGAUAAAAGCCUUGGUUUCUUCAACAGAAGAUUUUCCACCGAGUGUGUCUUGUAACAUGGAGCUUUCCUCUUGGCAAGACGCAGGGAAACAUUGCAUAAGUAGAGGUGGUCAUAUGUUUCCAUAUCAGACUGGCUUAGGUGGAAGUAUAGACAAACUCCAUUUAAAAAGUGAAAUAGAUGUAUGGACAGCUGAUUAUCUAAUAAGUUUGAAUAUAGUUUAUCAUUCAAGAAGAGACAAGUAUUGUGGUUUUAACUAUCUCAAUAAUACAAUAUAUGAAAACAUAGCAGAUUCAUUUUAUGGAGACUGUGACGUUAAUAGAAAUUAUUUUUGUAUAAAUAAAACAGGGAACUUAGUUGUGUACAACAAUAGUCGAGAAAAUAUUCAUUGUGGCUAUAACAUUUCAUCAACAGUAUUGCAAAGCAUGAGGUCAGCAAUCAAGCCAGGAUUCUAUUGGAAUACCGGGAUAGAAUAUAGGACAGCUAGAAUAGCAAGCACAGAUGUUGGUCACAUCAAUAUUGCAGACAAAUUAUGUGGAGCCUACAAAAGUUCAAUUGGAAUGUAUUAUGCAAAUUGUAUGGAGAAACGCUUUUCGUUAUGUUCAAGUAACGGGGCAAGGCCAAUCAAUAACAUUUGUUUUGAUGGUACAAAACCAACUACAAUUGUAACCAGAACGGCACACACUACAAAUGGCAUCAAACAAAAUGCAACGUUGAUGACAAGUCGCCAUCAAACAAUUGCUGACAUAUCUCAUACAUCAAGUAAACAGUCAAUGGCAGUAUUAACUUCAGUCCAAGAGAAAACAAAUAUAAAGAACCAACAUCUACAAGAAGAAAAGCAAAGUUCAGGUAUAGGGAUAAAAGUUGGUGUACCACUUGGAAUAAUAUUACCUUUGACAUGUGGAGUUUUAAUUUUCAUUUACAUUUACAGGAAAAGGAUAAAAUGUUGGCAGUCUGGCAGUCCAAAACAUGAAAAUGGACGUAUGAAUCCAUUCCACACUCAAGAAACUUCGCCAGUUCACGGUCAGCUCAACGUUUACUCUGAAAGUAUUCAAGAAACUCUAAAAUCAUCUGAACACCACACAAAUGAAAAUAAUCUAACUGACAUAAGCGCACUGUAUGGUGUUGUCAAAAAACCUAAAAAUGGCGACACAAAAUUUAGUAAAAAAAAUUACUCAAAUAAGUCGUAUCAAAACACAACGAAUGAUGAAUAUGAUGUUGCUGAAAGGUUUCGAAGUUAUAGAUCUAAUCUAUCGGACAAUCUAUACAACCAUUUUGAAAGCGCGGACGAGUACAAUUUGACAUCGUUCGUAAAAGAAGAAGGAGAAUGUAACAAUAUGUACAACACAACAGGAGACAGCAGUCUCGUUGAAUCUGAUUACGACUCGACAACACAGGUGAAUAACACAGCAUUGCCUGAUGACGUUCUCAAGGUGAGAACUACUAUGAGUCUACAUCAAAUACUAGAAAUAAAUGAUAAGACUAAUUUGCUGAACAAACCAAGUGUUACAGAAAUGUAUUUUAAUUAG